CGUCAACAAGAGAGAAAAAAAAAGUAAAAACGCUGUACACUCGCGUAUAGUUUUUAAAAUUGGACUUUUUGUGUGCAAAUCUUGUUUACAUAUGAUCGGUGACGUCAUCCUGUGCUCACUUCAUCGUGGUGGGGAAAAAGUUGUCCGAUAGAAAUCGGCUUUUCGAAGCCCUUUACGAGGAGGAGGAGGAGGAGGCGGAGUUGGUGGGUGUUGUCUGGCUUUUGGGGGCUUCUACUCCAUCUCCUCUGCAUCAACUACGCACGUCGCCGCUCAACAUGAACAAGAAACUGUGCGGGACAAACUACCCGGCUAGCAUCUGCUUCAUCGUCGUCAACGAGUUCUGCGAACGUUUCUCCUACUAUGGCAUGAAAGCGGUGUUGACGUUGUACUUCCUGACGUACUUGGGCUGGGACCACGACCUUUCCACGGCCGUGUACCACGCCUUCAGCAGCCUGUGCUACUUCACGCCCGUCCUCGGGGCCAUCAUCGCCGACACCUGGCUCGGGAAGUUCAAGACCAUUAUCUACCUGUCGGUCGUGUACGUGUUGGGUCACGUGAUCAAGUCGGUUGGCGCUGUUCCCACGGUGGGAAGCAACAGCGCGCACAUCGCUCUGUCCAUGACAGGUCUGAUUUUGAUCGCCUUUGGAACGGGCGGAAUCAAGCCGUGCGUGGCCGCCUUCGGGGGCGACCAGUUCGAGAACCAGCAUGCCAACGAAAGGAUGAAAUUCUUCUCGAUUUUCUACAUGGCGAUCAACGCUGGCGGCCUCCUGUCCACCAUCAUCACGCCCAUCCUCAGAGGAGACGUGCAGUGCUUUGGCGGCGACUGCUACGCUUUGGCCUUCGGCGUGCCCGCCGCGCUUAUGAUGGUGGCGUUGGUUGUGUUCAUGUUGGGCAGCAGCCUCUACAGGUGCAACCCCCCACAGGGCAACAUCUUGAUGGAGGUCUGCAACUGCGUCGGGUUUGCCAUCAAGAACCGCUGGAGGAGAUCCAAGUACGAGUCGAGCAGGAGGCACUGGCUGGACUGGGCCGACGAUAAGUACUCGAAGCGUCUGAUUGUGGAGAUCAAAAUGGUUCUGCGGGUUCUGGUGCUCUACAUCCCUCUUCCGAUGUUCUGGGCUCUGUUCGAUCAGCAGGGUUCCCGCUGGACGCUGCAGGCCACCCGGAUGAACAUGGCCUUUGGAGACGCCUUCUCCAUCAAACCCGAUCAAAUGCAGACGUUGAACGCGCUGCUGAUUCUGGUGUUCGUUCCCGUGUUCGACCUCCUCAUAUACCCGCUGGUCGCCCUCUGCGGGAUCAACAUCACGCCGCUGAGGAAAAUGGCCGCCGGGAUGAUUUUCGCCGCGUUGGCAUUUGGUGCCGCCGCCCUGGUGGAGGUCCACGUGGUGAAAACGGAGGUGGCGCCAGCGCCGGCGGGCAAGUGUCUGCUGCAGGUCUUCAACCUGGCACCAGGCGACGUCCGUCUCCAUUUCCCUCAAGGCGACCCUUUUCCAGAGCCGCUCUCAUACCUCCAGGAUCCUCCUGAGUACCAGACGCUGCCACUGGGGGCGCCCCGCAUCAACAUGACCUUAGCGGUCCACCACGAGGGGGCCGUCACUAACUGCAACGUCACCUUUGGCCAGCAGAAGGCGUACAGUCUCAUCCUGCACCCUGCUGAUGCUGGAAUACGCUGCAGACUGGUGGAAGACCACAUCAAGAAAAACAACGAAGGAGCGCCUCUUCUCAGGUUCGUCAACACGCUGUCGGAGGCGGCCAACGUCACCGUGGGAGACGAGACGUUCCACGCCGGCGCCCGCUACGGCGUCUCCGCCAACAAGACCGUCCAGAGGGGCGAGUAUAAUAAAGCGAGCUGCAGAUUUGAGUCAAAGACUUGCCCAGACCUGGACCUCGGUCUCCUGGACUUCGGUGCCUCCUACACCGUGGUCCUGCUGCAGGAGUCUGGUAGCAUGACGACGCACAAGAUGGAGGACGUGCACGCCAACAACGUGCACGUGGCCUGGCAGAUCCCGCAGUACGUCCUCAUCACGGCGGGCGAGGUCAUGUUCUCCAUUACGGGCCUGGAGUUCUCCUACUCGCAGGCCCCCGUCAACAUGAAGUCGGUCCUGCAGGCCGGGUGGCUGCUCACCGUCGCCUUCGGGAACGUCAUCGUCUUGAUCGUGGCGGAGGGCGCGGGCCUCGAGCAGUGGAAGGAGUUCCUGCUGUUCUCGGGUCUGCUGCUGGCCGUGUUCAUGGCGUUCUCGCUCAUGGCUCACUUGUACACGUACGUGGACCCGAAGCAACUGGACAAGAGCUACGCCGGCGACCACGACGACCAACGCGGUGCCCAUGACGACGACGACGACGACGACAGCAAAGACACGCUCAACAAGAACAAACAAGAAGCGGAGCUCAACACCAGACUUUAACCGCAACCGCCUUCACGAUUUGAAUGAAUUAUGAGCAAAGAAAUGGGAACAUUUUUUGUGGCGCUUUUCCCCAGAUGCUAAUUGUUAGCAUGAAAGGCUAAUUGUAGAUUUUACACACAUUUUCAACUUUUUUGUUUUUCAAUUACUUCUGUGUAGAAGUCUGAAAAACACCCCCCCGAAAUUACAACUACAGUGCCGUGAAAAAGUAUCUCAAAUUCGUAUAUUUUCGCAUAGUUUCCGCACUUAAAUGUUUAAGAUUAUCACACUAAUGUAAUACUUUUUCAUGGCACUGUAUUCUAAUGGGCGGCACGGUGCCCGACUGUGAUGUGUAAAGUAAACUCGAGUGCAUCUGAGGCUCACUGAUGAUUUAA
Phycodurus eques (leafy seadragon) is the source of this 2773-nucleotide messenger RNA. RefSeq names its product solute carrier family 15 member 2 (gene slc15a2). Gene Ontology annotation, cellular component: membrane. Gene Ontology annotation, molecular function: dipeptide transmembrane transporter activity. The record is from RefSeq and is a predicted model, not a curated record. The transcript is spliced from 22 exons. Gene Ontology annotation, biological process: oligopeptide transport; transmembrane transport. NCBI's taxonomy places the organism in Eukaryota, Metazoa, Chordata, Actinopteri, Syngnathiformes, Syngnathidae. The coding region runs from base 276 to 2402 and encodes 708 amino acids.